This is a messenger RNA of Falco peregrinus (peregrine falcon), 6296 nucleotides long. RefSeq names its product RCC1 and BTB domain containing protein 1 (gene RCBTB1). The transcript has 13 exons. Lineage: Eukaryota; Metazoa; Chordata; Aves; Falconiformes; Falconidae. The coding region runs from base 3936 to 5567 and encodes 543 amino acids. The record is from RefSeq and is a predicted model, not a curated record. Gene Ontology annotation, molecular function: protein binding.
UUUCUUCUGAUUCACGGUGUUUCAGUUCAUCCUUCCCUUUGUUGUCUGCUUCCUGAAGGCUGAGAUCUAGCUUACCGAAAAAGCAGGGCUCUCAACAGUGUUUUGGGUUUUGCUUUUUGGUUUUUUCUUAUUGAGCUUUAUUUGAAUAACUAGCGUUUCUUUAGGUUUUAAUACAGUUCUUCUACAUUAAAUGUUAAAGGAAUGUCUACUUUUUAAAAACAACUUUCAGAGUUCUAAUUUAGACAGCUUAAGUGAUCCCUUUUGGAAAGCAUGUUGUCACCUACUGAGGAGAGGUAACAUGGACUUUAAUCACUUAAACCAGGAGUGGAAUUAUGAGGAAAAGAUACUAAGCAUUAUAAGUGGAAGUGUGUUUACAGCACAAAGAUUUUUAGGAGAAACUGUUCGGAAGAUGUAGUAAUUCUUUAGAGCCUUAAUAUGAAUGUUUUCCUUUGAAUGCUUAUCUCUGUAUGCAUCAGACUAAAAUAUAGGUAUUGCUUUAGAAUAUGUCCUGUGUGCAUGGCUUCUUCAAUAAGCUGCGGUAGUGCUCAGCUUAAAAAAAAAACCAAACAGGCAUAUUGUUAUUAUAGUUUUGUUAUGGUGGUUGGAUGACUGUCAUGCUAUUAAGGGAUUUUUCCUAUGGCUGAAACAGUCUUAUGUUCAAUAGUAUUCAUGUGCAUGGCAUUUUUUGCUUGCUUGUAUCUCUUUCAGCUGGUUACUCAAAGCAAAUAGGAGGCCUGGUUGUCAGUUCUUAGAUCAGCAGGUUUUUCUUUCUCUGUAUUGCACAUAAAAGGCAUCCAGAAAUAAAUCAUGCAGACGUUUGAGCACACAGAUUUUGUCACAGAAAUCUUGCCUUAUGUAAGGUCUAAGGAAAGUAAGUUAAGGCAUGUGAUUUCAGGGAGUGCAGUAUCUUUUUGCUGCCAGGAAGAAAGCCACAAUAACCUCACUUGAUUCACACAUCUGAUUAACGUUAAUAGUAUGUAUUAUUUCCACGUUCUUUCUCAAUACUGAAAUAUGAGAUUAAAAAACCAAACAUAAACUAGAAAAAACAUGGGCAAGAUUAGCGUUACAUCUAGGAUUUCACUCUUUCUUGGUUGAAGUGUAUGUAAAAUUAAAAAAGGAUCAAGUAUGCCAGUCGGUUCAUGUUGUUCUAAAGCCAGAUAUCCCAGCUUUUGUGUUCUCACUGCUGUUUAUAAUUCCUGUAGACAAUUAGGAUAAAUGAAGCCCUGAGCCUGCAGUUUCUUUCUGUGCAGACUAAGUCUGCCCAGCUAGAAUAAACGGCAACAUUGGAGCCUGAGGAAAGAGUGAAACAAACACACGCAAUUUCGUUCAAAUAGCCUUUAUAAAUAAGGGGAUAAUAUUUGAGGAGUUAACUAUAGCUUUUUUGUUGAGAUGACAAUUGGUACUGUUUUCCUGGUAGGAUGUUGUGUUAGGCUAUUGUUCUCUCCAGCAUGGAUUUGUUUAGCUGAACUAUAAACUCUGUAAAACUUUUAUCUAAAAUCAUUUAACAAAACAUUUUGUAAACACUGUUGUGUUUGUUUUGUUUUUUUUUUUAAGGCAUGGAUUCAUGUUUCCCUACAUGUAUCACUGAGAAUCAAUCUGCACACCUUUUCUUUAGAAAGCAAACUAGUGAGAAGUUGAACUCAUAAGCAGCAGUCUAGCACAGAAUUUUUGAAGGACUUGUGUCUCUGAAAGCAUGUGACAUUUUUAAAUUGUGAGCAGAUCUAGAUUUUUCCCCCCUAAUGUUGAUGACUGCUCAGAGUUCAAUUUCUUCUUAUCACAAUAUGUGGCUGGUUCAGUUUCCUUCUUUACAAGUCAUCCUUUCUUGCUUAUUUUUAGCCUCACUGAAAUUCAAACAAUCAUCUUUGUUUCUGUUCCUGUUAGUAUUGUAUACUGAGAUUGUUGGACGAUUUCAAAGAUGUCAAAGCAGUUAGAAGAGGUAUUGUUGAUAUAAGCUCCCUCUGCUGGUUAGUUCUGCAGUAGAAAUAAAGCUGUAUGGUGUAUAGUUGUUUAUCACUGAAUCAUGCGGCAGAAAUGAAGACAGUUGAAAGUAGUGACAUACAGUGUUUCUAAAAGCAAGUAUCUACUGGAGCACCAAGUUUAAGUUUAUGGCUUUUAAUUGCAAUUUACCUAAAAUCUAGAUGUUGAUAUGUAAGUGACAGAUCCUCCUUCAAACUGUUGCUUGCCAUGUUGCAUGCAGAAUCUAAAUAGCUUGAGAGCUAAUAUACUGAGACAGCCAUCUGCAAACAGAUUAAAGUAACUUCAUUACUUUGGACUCCAUCUGCUGCUAUGUUAUACUUACAAACUUUCAGUUAAGGUGCACUCAUAGCAUGUCAUGUAGUGGAGUCCAGGCCUGUAGGUGAGUAUCAGAAGUAAGCAAUAGCCUUAGAUAACUUAUUGAUACAGUACAGGAAGGGUGAGUGAAGGACACUGUUUCUUUGUGCCACUGUUGGCAAUUACAUGACUGAAGUCUUCUAGGUCAGCCUUCUGUAGCAAGGACUUGCCCAUAAGAAACUCUGCACAUACCUUCCCCGCUCCGUGUUCUGACAAAUGUGCAAAGAUGAAGUUUGAGUGAUUGGUGUGAGAGAUCAAUCACUAUAUUGCAGUGUCUACCCUUUCAGAAAGUGUGCGGUGUGUCUUAGAGGAUGCUAAAAUUAAUUGGAUUUCUGUUUUGAUAACACUGAGUUACUUUACUGACAUCUCCAUUUACAGUACUAUAUAUAAAUAAAUACUCCUCAAAUACUUUUUCCCCAAUGUAGACCUCCCCCCUCUUCCCCCCCUUCUUGUGGCAAAUAGAACUUUUAUUGGAAAACUAGGAAAUUGGUUAAGGUUGUUAAGGAAUCCAUCUUUAGAGAUGAAAAAGGUGGUGCUUAUGCCUAGGUUGGGCAUUUCUUUUCUGUGGGAAAUGGAGAAUAAGUAAUCCGAACAGCUUUCUAUGCACAGUUAAAGCUAAGAAACAGGUAUCCAUGUAUAAGCCCCAGAACUUUCAAGUUUGUAUGUUAUUUCACUCAUUUAGUCAUAAGUAUAAACAAAAAUAGCUGUUGCUACUGUAGAAAUGUUGCCACUGAAUGAUGAUAGGUACUCCAGCGAAUGGCAGCAUCUAAGGACAAUAGUUAAUAUUUGUAAAGGGGAGGGGAAAAGGACUUGUGUUUGGGGGGAAACAGUACGUAUUAUAUAAAAGGCAGGAGAUGUUUUCUCUUGGUUCCUUGUGUGAGUUUUUUUGUUUUAAGGAUUUUUGUGAACCUUCAUUGGUUGCUAAACCUGGAGAGGGUUUAGGAUUGAGAUUUAUUAAAGAAACCUGCCAGUGGCAGAUGAGUUGUCAUUAAAAACCUUUUAGGGAAGACUCUUGAAAUAAUUUGUAGGAUUGUGGUAACAGUUGAAAUUGGAAAUAUACUGAAUUGUUUUAGAUAAAGCAGUGUUAGACCCAUCAAAAAUUGUAAGAAUCUGCAUCUGUGGGUGGAGUUCAUUGCUUAUGCCUUCAGCGUGGAAAGUCUUGUGUGCUUGAAAGCUUUUCUUUUACCUACUGCUAUUAGUUUGUCUGACAAGAGACCCAGUUGAGCUUUGAGGUAUGGAAAUGCAGUGUAACUCACAUAGAUUUUGGAAGUACUUGGAAAGGUUUUGUCGAAGUGGAGUGGUUAACUGAGUCAUACAGUAAUGGAAAAUAAGCCAAGUGGAUUAAAGACUUAGUGCAAAGAUCAGAAAGGGAGAGAGAAAGUAGCGUAUUUAAAACUGAUUACCUUUAGAGUAGAAUAGGUUCUCGGGGUGUGGUAAGAAUUGUUAAUGUUAAUUUCCUAGGACAUUCUCCAUCAAAAUAACAUUUUUCUUCAUGUUUUAAAUUGACAGGAUGCAUUGGAAAGAACUUCAGUGAAGAAAAUAUUUUUCUUGAUGUCUGGUUUAUGACACAUUUGUUGUGUGGCCAAUUUUAUGUUAUAUGAAGCAUGUUAAAUAGAAACAUCAUGACACACAGCAGCAUCAUGGUGGAUGUAGGCAAGUGGCCAAUAUUUACCUUACUGUCACCUCAAGAAAUAGCGUCUAUUCGGAAAGCGUGUGUAUUCGGUACAUCAGCUAAUGAAGCUAUAUACAUAACACACAAUGAUGAGGUAUUUGUUUUUGGACUGAAUUGCAGUAAUUGUUUGGGAACUGGAGAUAAUCAGAGCACAAUAGUACCAAAGAAAUUAGAAGCCUUAUGUGGAAAGAAGAUUUCCAGUCUCAGUUAUGGAAGUGGACCCCAUGUUGUACUUUGCACUGAAGACGGUGAAGUGUAUGCCUGGGGUCAUAAUGGUUACAGCCAACUUGGGAAUGGCACAACCAAUCAGGGCAUUACUCCUGUUCAAGUUUGCACAAACCUGUUAAUAAAGAAGGUGGUGGAAGUAGCCUGUGGCUCUCAUCAUUCCAUGGCACUGUCUUUUGAUGGGGAUCUGUAUGCUUGGGGCUAUAAUAACUGUGGUCAAGUGGGAUCUGGAUCUACAGCAAACCAGCCGACUCCUCGUAGGGUUUCGAACUGUUUACAGGGUAAAAUGGUAGUUGGCAUUGCUUGUGGUCAGACCUCCUCCAUGGCUGUAGUAAACAAUGGUGAGGUUUAUGGCUGGGGUUACAAUGGUAAUGGUCAGCUAGGUCUUGGAAACAAUGGCAAUCAACUAACACCAUGCAGAGUGGGAGCGUUACAUGGUGUGUGUAUACUCCAGAUUGCCUGUGGCUAUGCGCACACACUAGCACUAACAGAUGAGGGUUUGCUCUAUGCCUGGGGAGCUAACACUUAUGGGCAGCUGGGAACUGGCAAUAAAAGUAACCAGCUAAGCCCGAUGCAGAUCAUGAUGGAAAAAGAAAGGGUUGUGGAGAUUGCAGCCUGCCACUCUGCUCACACGUCAGCUGCCAAGACCCAGAGCGGCCAGGUGUACAUGUGGGGCCAAUGCCGUGGGCAGUCAGUGAUCCUUCCCCACCUCACUCACUUUGCCUGCACCGACGACGUGUUUGCUUGCUUUGCUACUCCUGCUGUUAUGUGGCGUCUGCUGUCAGUAGAGCAUGAAGACUUUUUAACAGUAGCAGAGUCUCUGAAGAAAGAAUUUGACAGCCCAGAAACCUCAGACCUUAAGUUCCGUGUGGAUGGAAAGUACAUCCAUGUCCAUAAAGCUGUUCUGAAAAUCAGGUGUGAACACUUCAGAACCAUGUUCCAGUCGUACUGGAAUGAGGAUAUGAAGGAAGUGAUAGAAAUAGACCAGUUUUCUUAUCCUGUGUAUCGUGCCUUUCUUGAGUACUUGUAUACAGACAGUGUUGACCUUCCGCCUGAAGAUGCAAUAGGGCUUUUGGAUUUGGCUACUUCAUACUGUGAAAAUAGACUGAAAAAACUGUGUCAACACAUUAUCAAGAGAGGAAUUACUGUGGAAAAUGCGUUUUCAUUGCUCUCUGCUGCUGUCAGAUACGAUGCAGAGGACUUAGAGGAAUUCUGCUUUAAGUUUUGUGUCAAUCAUUUGACAGAAGUGACACAAACCACAGCGUUUUGGCAAAUGGAUGGUCGCCUGCUAAAGGAAUUCAUUGCUAAAGCCAGUAAAUGCGGAGCCUUUAAGAACUGAAAUGAGGCUGAGAAGAUGUGAAGGGCCAGAGUGAAAACAUGUUUUCUGUGCUCGAGUGAACUGUUGCAAAAAUGUCAAGUCAAGUGAAAUAUUCACUUGCAUUUAGCAAGCCUGGAUGGUGGAACUUGCUCAAGAUUUCAGACAGAGUGAGUAACUGCUGCAGUGUGCAAAGGACACCAGCUGUGUUAAGGACUCACCUUUUUAGCCUAGGAGAGCUCCAUUCUAGCACCACCUGUUCGUAUUUUCAAUUUACUUUUUGGUGUUGGAGAAUAGUCUGACCUGAGCCACUGAAUGAUGUCACUUAAAUCAUUAACUCCCUGGGGUUAUAGAGAAACAAAUGGCAUGGAUAUCUCUUACUGCAUUUGCAUGAUCAUGGAUGAAUUUGCCAUUUGCUGUGUGUAAUUAACCAACUGUAUCUGGUGCUUAGAAAAGUGUGCAAAACUAUCAUACGCUCAAAGCCUAUGCAAGUGACUUUGAAGAAAGGCAUAACUAGCAAAUUUAAUUGGAAGUAAAUCUCUUAUAUUUGAGUAUACCUUAAUAUUAAGUUGUAAUGUGUACUUUGUGUAAUCUGUUCAAGCAAUAUUUAUAAUGGUUAAUGGAAAAAAAAUCCCUCUUCAGUGAUUACAUUGGUUCCCUUGGAGAGGAAGAGAUACACUGUUCUGAAAGCGGUGGUUUUGCAUUUGUGUUGUCUAAAUCUAAACUAUGUGUAAUAAAAUCCACUUUUUUUUA